AUGAUCGAUGUCACUGGUGUCACAUACACGUCUCCCGUUUUCAUAACGACGACAUCACCCGGAAGCGAUGAACCUACCAUAGUUCCUAUCAUCAUCCCCCUUGUUGGCCCACCCAAGAUAUGCUUUGGCUGUCUCCCUGGUAUUGCCCCUCCGAACCUUGAAAUACGACUUCCUGAGUUCUGUAUUCGAAUUCCCAUCAUUGGUAAGAUCGGCCAUUGCCCUCCAGCAGACAAUGACUUGGGGGGAAAUGAUGAUGGAGGAGAAGACGACAAGAAGGAGGAAGAGAAGGAGAGGGAGGAAGAAAAGAAGUCGACAAAAACAGAAUCCUCGACGUCUUCUUCGACUACAUCGUGUACCACGAUUGUAACUGCAACCCAACGGAGUGUCUUCUGUUCUGUUACCAAAGUCUUUGGCGGUUGCACAACAAGCGCCUAUACGACGAUCACCGGGUGCAGCGUCUAUGACUCAGCGAGAACCGUGACGACAACCAAGACGGUCGACAAGGCCGAACCCACGUGCGGCAUCGUGACCUGUGGCAGUACUGCGUGCCCAAAGGAUGCGGCCCCGGAGCUGCCAAAACUCCCGCAUCAUGCCCUUGAUAAGCGCGGUUCAGCAAAAGAAGGAGACUGGGAAGAACCCGAGGACUACGAAUCCGGACUUGUGGACGACUUCAUCGACACCCAGCUCAAGUUGUGCAUAGCCUAUAGGGACGGCCGCUACCCCGGCAUCGGGAGUAUCCUCGGGUUCACACCGAAACUGGUCGCCAAUUAUGACAUAUUGAACGUGAACACGCCGCAAGAGGAGAUGGUCAGCGCCAAUUGGCUCUUGUUUAAAGACAAGGUGGAAGUUCUCGGCGUCGAGGGUUUGUACGGCUGCACCUCCGUCGUCUUGGUAUCCGAACGCGGCGCAUGGGCGGCACACAUCUUCGAAAUGAACAUGCAACAAGACGAUCUAUUUGAAUCCCUAGUCCUACAACAGACAGCGGUUGGUCUUCCCGAGAACCACCGGACUCGCCAUCUUUACGAGUACGGCCUCAGGGACAUAUUAAAGAGGCCGGACAAGGGCGACCAUGGUGUCAUGUUUGGUGACUGGAAGCCGAAUCCCGAGAGCGAGGGCAAAACGGCUCAAGACCUGGGCAUGCAGGCCUUCAUCAUCACGCCUCGCCCACGAAUCCGUCACUACCCGAAUGGCCAACUUCGCACACAAGCGGAAAACAGCGACAUCAACCGCGACCCCGGAACGCUGAUGUCACCGGAAAACGUGCAAAGAUUGUUGGAGCUGAUAUCCCGGGUUUACGGCGGCAUCCAGCCCGAGAUCAUUGACUACGCGCCGAUCAUGAUGCCCAACGAGGCGUUUGUGGCGAUAGGCACGUCGAAAGCGUGGUCGGUGGGCAAGGUAACACGAUGGAUCCAGCGCCAGCAGAAGGACAGUCCCCGCGGCAAGGUUCUUAUCCAGUACAAGCCGGCCAAGACGUGCGACGGAAAGGCGGCGUGGCGGGUCUGGAGCGAGACCCGGCAGAUCGGCACGGCAGAGUGGACCCCGGCGUCGGGGCAAGUAUUUGUUGCCCCCGGUGGAGCUCCGGUCCGAAGGCAGGCUUGCCCACUCCCGAGCAGGGGCCGGCCAACGGGCUCCGCCUCGUUCACCACCGCUUCGACGCGUGUUUCGGUAUCGACUCAGUCCGCUUCAUCAGAGAAGCAGGCAACCUCAGCCGGUAGCAGUGACAAGCCGACCCCAUCCUCAGGCGCCAUGAUCACUUUUUCCGUGCUUCCGUCUCUUGCAGUCACUCUCCCAGCUUGGCCAACUGCCGUCCACACUUCUGCUGCGAAGAAGCCCUCUUCUGCGCCAAAAGACUCAAUAGUCACUAUCUCGGUGCUACCUUCUCUCGCAAUCACUCUCCCAGCUUGGCCGACUGAAGCCGAAAAGACUAUCGUGAAGACAUCCUCGUCAAAAAUCCCAGGCUCAGUGAUCACAAUCUCGGUGCUCCCGUCUCUCGAAAUAACCCUCCCAGCGUGGCCGACAGUCAUCGACACUUCGGAACCCAGAAAGACAUCGGCAUCGAAGCCCCAAGAAGACUCGACCUUGCUUCAAUCGAGAACCGCCAGCACGAGCUCGGCGCCACGACCCCCUCCUAAACCUCAACCCUCGGAAGAAGCUCUUGUAAUGCACGAGACGAGAGGGAGAAACAACUACCAUUGGGUCAUGUACGGCCGGAAACGUGGAGAUCCGAACUUCAGUCCCUGUAGCGGGAAAAAUGCAGGCUCAACGAAAGCCAACAUGGACAUCAGACUUGAAUUAUCGCCGUGGCCCAGUAGCUUCAGCGCCGAGAGCGACGUAAUGGGACGGAAGGACUGUGAGUUUACCCAGGGGUUCGACGACUCCUGGCCCGGUUCGAUGCAGUGCAAGGGCACCAACUCGUUUCCUUGCGAAGUCGACAACUGGGAUAACAGGGAGGAGGUGUGCGGCAAAGACGCAUAUAACAAAGGGAAAAGCUACAAAGGCCGCGUCGUGUGCGUGUUUCCUGUUUAG
Molecule: messenger RNA, 2526 nt
Organism: Colletotrichum higginsianum IMI 349063
Lineage: Eukaryota; Fungi; Ascomycota; Sordariomycetes; Glomerellales; Glomerellaceae
Product: Immunoglobulin a1 protease
Exons: 3
Coding region: 1-2526 (841 amino acids)
Source: RefSeq, a predicted model, not a curated record